AUUUCUCAAGAGGCAUUUAUAACAUUAUCAUCAGUUUGAACUACCUUCUUGGCAAGAAUGAGCGACUUAUUCAAUCUCGACGUCCAGCGGACCCGUUUAUCCCGCCGUCACGGCCCCGAGCCUGGCUCCGCUCCGGCACCUACUCUCCCCGAGUUAUCUGCCAUUCAGACCGCUGAAGCCAAGCUCCCUCGGCCUGAUUCGGAGGACUACCUCCGAGGUGUCUCACAGGAAGAUGUUGUACGACACAUCAUACGGGACAUUAUUCCCGCGUGUAACGGCCAGGGCAGUUCGUCCCGUUACUACGGUUUUGUCACUGGUGGUACUCUCCCUAUUGCUGAGUGGGCAGACAACGUAGUCUCCCGCCUGGAUCAGAAUGUCCAGGUCCAUCUGCCAGCGCAGACAAUUGCAACUACAUUGGAGGAUGCAGCAUUGGAGAUGCUCGUUUCGCUACUGAGACUUGGAGAUUGGAGAGGUCGCACCUUUACAACUGGAGCUACGGGCAGCAACGUUCUUGGACUUGCAUGUGGACGCGAAGCCAUCUUGGAGGAGCGCGGGCAGAGUAUUGGUGAGGUCGGCUUGCUUGCGGCCUGUCUUUCUGCUGGUAUCAGGGAGCUCCAGAUCCUCACAAGUGCAGGCCACAGCUCCUUGUCUAAGGCAGCGAGUGUCGUCGGCUUCGGGCGAGGAGCUGUGAAGGAGCUGAGACUCAGCGACAGUGAGCCAUGGAGAUUGGACCUUGAGGCUUUGGAAAGAGAACUUCAGAAGAAAGACACCGCAAGUGUUAUUGCAUUAAGCGCUGGAGAGGUUAACACCGGGCGAUAUGCUUUAACGGGGGUUGAAGAGAUGCGUAAAGUAAGGGAGUUGGCGGACAGGUAUGGAGCUUGGAUUCAUGUCGAUGGAGCCUUCGGUAUCUUUGCUCGCGCUCUUCCCGAAGAGGACGAUUAUAAAAUUCUUCGUAAUCGUGUUGAAGGCAUCGAGUUGGCAGACAGUAUCACUGUUGACGGGCACAAGCUUCUCAAUGUCCCCUAUGAUUGUGGCAUGUUCCUCACACGAUCACCUGCUAUCCUUCAGUCUGUCUUCACCAACCCCAAUGCUGCAUACCUGUCCACGGGAGGGGCGUCCACUAUCCCCUCGCCUCUGAAUGUUGGCCUUGAGAACUCACGCCGUUUUCGUGCCCUUCCUGCGUAUGCCGUUCUCCUCAGUGAAGGCCGACCAGGUAUGGCGAAUUUGCUGGCCAAUAUGACUGCUUUAUCCCGCCAAGUCGCUGCGUUCUUGAGGGGCUCAGAGCACUACGAGCUACUCCCCGACGAUGGUGCUAACUUCAACGAGAUCUUCAUGAUUGUUCUUUUCCGUGCUAAAAAAUCCAGUUUGAAUGAUGAGCUGGUUCAGAAGAUCAACGCGACCAGGCAGAUGUAUGUGAGUGGUACAAGCUGGAAGGGAGAAAAGGCCGUGCGAAUGGCUGUGUCCAACUGGAUGGUGGAUGUGGCCAGAGAUUUCAGGGUGGUGACUUCUAUCUUGAAUCAUGUGGCCGAGGGAAAGGUGUUCGACAUUAACAACUGCUGAGGUCUAGGUAGAAAGGCCGUUUGUGGAUUACAGGGGUUUGAUCAGUUGAGGCUGGUUUUUGAAAUGAAUAGACAGCCAUAAGUUGACUGUACCAUUCGGACUGGUGAUCCCACAGUCGCCAACGAAGGCAAAGCAUUGUAAUAUGCAUGGCCUACAAGAUACACAUGGCCACCAGCAGGUUCAAGGAGAGUUAUUAAGGGUUUCGGGUUGCGUGAAAAAAGAAGUCGUCAAGUCUGUGUAUUGAAAUUAUCACGCACGUAUUGAUGCGUCGAUGGCGAAGAGUUCAGGUCGGAGUGGAGGAGUGGGGUGUGGAUAAACAUGAGCACACUGGUACUCCUGCUGGCUCAGCUGUAAGUUAUUAUAAACCCAUCUUUAUUAUAAUAGCAAAUGUAUACGAAAUAAG
Messenger RNA from Fusarium oxysporum Fo47, 1963 nucleotides. Its product is annotated as pyridoxal phosphate-dependent transferase. NCBI's taxonomy places the organism in Eukaryota, Fungi, Ascomycota, Sordariomycetes, Hypocreales, Nectriaceae. Bases 58 to 1560 code for a protein of 500 amino acids. The record is from RefSeq and is a predicted model, not a curated record. Gene Ontology annotation, molecular function: pyridoxal phosphate binding; carboxy-lyase activity. The transcript is spliced from 3 exons. Gene Ontology annotation, biological process: carboxylic acid metabolic process.